This is a messenger RNA of Belonocnema kinseyi, 2201 nucleotides long. RefSeq lists its product as uncharacterized. Gene Ontology annotation, molecular function: protein binding. Bases 213 to 2186 code for a protein of 657 amino acids. The transcript has 10 exons. The record is from RefSeq and is a predicted model, not a curated record. Lineage: Eukaryota; Metazoa; Arthropoda; Insecta; Hymenoptera; Cynipidae.
UUUGAUCAUUUUUUAUUUUGGAUUUUUUCAUUAAUUUUAUAAUCUUUGAAGCUGUCAAUGAAAAGGAAAUCAGACUUCGCUUGUUAAUUCGAUACCAUUGCAUGGCGCAUGCACAGUUUAAUAUUUACCGAUAUUUAUCUUCUGGUGAAAUAGAAUAAAAAAAUAUUUUUUUAAAUUAAAUUUUAAGGAAAAAGUGGAGACUGAAUUUCAGAAUGGAGGAAAAUGAAAAUGUCGAAAAGGCUCGUGAUAUUGCAAAAAUUGAAAUCGAAGCGAGAAGAAAAGCAAAGAAAAAUGUUUGUGGAUUAUCACUUGAAGAUUGUGCUUACUGUCCAAUAAUUGAAGAAUGUGUAAAAAAUCUAAAAGAUAGAAAAGCAAGGGGAGAAAAAGUUGAUGUGAAAAAACCAAAAGUGGAUUUUAGAGUGCAAUGGAAAAUUUCAAGUGAUCCUUAUUUGUACAACGAUCGUAACUAUGCAAUUUUGCCAGAUGUCCCAAAAAGAUUUAAGGAUUUGAAGAACAAAAUAAAGAUGAAUGAUUUGUUCUAUGCCUGCUUUUGUGAAAAGAGAUUUGAUCGAAAGCGAAAACUUGUUCUGAAUGGAAACGAUCUUUAUCCAAGAAUCGGAAGACGUUUUCAAGAUUCAGAUAUGCAAAGUCUUUUGGAUUUUUUAGAAAAGAAUGGAGAUGUCACAUCUCUUAGUCUGGCUUAUAACGAAAUUCGUUCAAGUUUCACAAAGCUUGUUGAUUAUUUGAAAAAAAAUCAGCACGUACUGGAAUUAAAUUUACAGAACAAUGAAAUAGGAGAAUUUGGAAUUAAUUAUUUGUGCAGAGAGCCUGAGAGUCUAAAACUGAGGAUGCUGAGAUUAAAUGGAAACAAAUUUGGAGUCGAAAGUUCGAAAAAAGUUGCUUUGUUCCUCGCGAAAAAUCAAUAUUUAAAACACUUGGAUGUCGCAGAAGUUGAUCAAACAAUUUCAAGUUUAGUCUAUUAUACUACGGUUCUCAGAUUUGAUCAGGAUCAAUACUCCAAGACCCUAAAAAUUUUGGACAUUAGUCGCCCAAAUCCAGGAUACAUGUGCAAUUUUGAUUCGGCCCAUUGGGCAACUCUCAUUGGUUCAAUGCUGAAAUUUAACGAAACAUUGGUUGAGCUACAUCUUCAAAAAUUCGGCUUUUCCUGUCACGAUAUAGAAUUGAUGUUGACUGAUGCAAAGUACAAUAAAACAUUGCAUUUGCUAGAUUUGAACGAAAAUAAUAUUGGGGACUACGGGGUUGAAAUAUUUUCAGAUUGGUUCACGGAAAAACCAGCUUUAAGGGGUCUUUUGUUAUCACACAAUAUUGUGACUAACAAUGGUGCCAGAAUUUUGAGUUUUUGCUUGCCAUUUUCGAAAAUCAGGAUGCUGGAUCUUUCCCAUAAUCGAAUAGACGAUGCUGGUGCAAUCGACAUUUUAAAUUCUAUCAAGAAAUCUUCUCCUAUGAGGCAUCUACGGCUUUUUGGAAAUCGUAUUAAGCACCCAACAGCAAAGAUCGUAGAGCGGAUGUUACUUUCUGGAGUGUUGGUUCAAGAAAAUCUAGAUCUGAAGCCUUAUAAAGUCGAUGGCGAAUUGAAUUUCGCUCAUUAUCCAGCUGAUCAUUAUAAACAAAGAUAUUAUAAUGUUCCUUCGUAUUCGUACCCUAAACCUUUAAGAAUUCCUUUCAUAAAAAAUGUCUUUAAAGGAAUGGAAAAGCCUAAAGUCAACUUUAAAUACGUCGAUCCUGUACCGACUGUUUCAAGAAGAUCAAAAAUCGACAAAAACCAUCCUUUCGAAUGCGUCUGCUGCAAAUAUAGAGAAGAUCAAAUUACGAACUCUCUAGCCUCUCCCUCUACAUUGCUAAAUGAAACACAAAAUAUCUGCGAAUCUUGCGUCUGUUCAACAUUGGAAGAAAAAAAAAUAAUAAAACAGCAACCAGAAAUUUAUAAUUACUCUCGAGAAGAAAAUUACCCAGAAUGUUUCUGCGAUGAAGAAGAAUCGCAAAAACUCGAAAACUCUGAAUCUUCGAUGCCUCUGACGAUAAAAGAAAAAACAGAACUUGUUUUGCAGCAGGUAGAUUCGGAAAUUGGACUUAAAAUACUGCGAUGGAUGACAAUUGACGAGUCUAUUUUUGAACAAGACUUGAAUGAAAUUGCAUAUCAAAAUUCAGAAUCUAAAAGAGAAUAAAACCAAAUUCUCUCU